Molecule: messenger RNA, 1329 nt
Organism: Cucurbitaria berberidis CBS 394.84
Lineage: Eukaryota; Fungi; Ascomycota; Dothideomycetes; Pleosporales; Cucurbitariaceae
Product: WD40 repeat-like protein
Exons: 1
Coding region: 1-1329 (442 amino acids)
Biological process (GO): iron-sulfur cluster assembly
Cellular component (GO): cytosolic [4Fe-4S] assembly targeting complex
Molecular function (GO): protein binding
Source: RefSeq, a predicted model, not a curated record
AUGUCUGCCCCUCCAGACUCACCUACAUACACCCUUUCGCCCCUCGCAACUCUCACACCGCCGUCAAACUCGCGAACAUGGCAAAGCGCACCGCACCCGUCACUUCCAAUUGUCGCAACAGCAUGCUCCGACCGCAGUGUGCGCGUGUAUAGCCUCACAUCUUUUACGCUCCUCCACUCGAUAACUGGUGGGCACAAGCGCAGCGUGCGGAGCGUGAGUUGGAAGCCCGGGACCCAGGGGCAAAGUGUGCUGGCAACAGGCAGUUUUGACAGCUCAGCGGGGAUAUGGAGGAGAGACGAGCGCGGCACGCUGGAGGACGACUUCACAAACCGGCGCAUAGGCUCGGCAGAAGACGACGAUCAGGAUGACGAAGCAGAUGAUUACCAAUUCUCCUGCAUCCUCGACGGCCACGAAUCUGAAAUAAAAAGCCUCUCAUGGAGUCCGUCGGGCCAAUACCUCGCUACAUGUUCGAGAGACAAGAGCGUUUGGAUAUGGGAGGAGCUAGAGGACGAUAAUUUCGAGACGGUUGCUGUGCUACAGGAGCAUGAUGGCGAUGUCAAGUGCGUCGCAUGGCAUCCAGAGGAGGACCUGCUGGUCAGCACGAGUUACGAUGAUACUGUGAGGUUAUAUCGGGAGGAUGCGGACGAUUGGGUGCAAGUGAGCAUGAUUGAUGGACACGACAAGACGGUGUGGUGGGCUGAGUUCGAAGGCAGCGACAUGAGCAAGAGAGACUUUAGGGCACAAAGAGUCGGGUUGGACGGAGAGAAACUGCGUGAUAUUGAGGCGUUAGAGCGGUCAGGACCACGGCUAGCGACUUGUUCCGAUGAUUGCACGGUGCGUGUAUGGCGGAGAAAGCCGAAGGAACGGGAUGAGAAUGCGUCGAGUAACACGGGAAUCCCGAGUAUCAUCCGCUCAGUGGCGAUAGACGAAGACUGGUACCAAGAAGCCAUCCUGCCGCAACAACACGAACGCGCCAUCUACUCGGUGUCAUGGAGUCAUAUCACAGGCAUGAUUGUUAGUGCGGGCAGCGAUGGUAAAAUCAUAGUGUACAAAGAGAGGUGGAGGGCUCAGACACCGAAGGGGGCCAACGGCGUUGAGAUGCAUGAUGACCAGGGCGCGACAAUUGAAGAUACACAGCCGUUGACGGAGUGGGUAGUGGUUGCGGAGUUGAUCUCUGCACACGACGUGUUUGAGAUUAACCAUGUUUCGUGGGCAAAGAGGGCUGACAAGGGCAAGAGAUGGGAUGACGAAGAAGUGAUUGUUAGCACUGGAGAUGAGGGCGAGGCCAGGGUGUGGACAUUGGAUGAGACGGGUGUAUCGCAAGCGUGA